GCCGGUUUGCACAAUAUUCCGUUGGUUGACAGUCAGCUAGAGAGGUGCAGCUCAAUGCAAGCUGUCACUGGCACUCAACUGUGUCUCGUACGUCCCCUCUCAUCGGCCGGGCCUUUGCGAUCGCUGGGGAGUCCGUUGCGCAAUUGUCUGACUGGCGGGUUUCUCAGAGGCAAUCACUUUGACUUCCGAAAGCGGCAUUCAUUGGGAGUGUCUGGGAAGCAUCGCCAAUCACCGAGAAUGACGAGCACAGUGGCAUCAGAGAGCGUGACCAAGAUGCAUGAUGACAAGCGUUUCAAGCCAGGGGCUGCAAAGCCAUUCGUUGGCGACUUGGGUGUACGGCAGGGGUUUCUUGAUGCCAUUGGCAACACGCCCCUCAUCCGUCUAAAGCGCGCGUCCGAGAUGACCGGAUGCGAAAUCUAUGGGAAGGCCGAGUUCCUGAACCCCGGGAGCUCCGUCAAGGACCGAGCGGCUCUGUACCUGAUCAAAGACGCUGAGGAGAGGGGUCUGCUCAAGCCCGGGGGUAUCAUCGUUGAAGGCACCGCAGGAAACACGGGUAUCGGCCUGGCGCUCGUGGCUAAUGCCAGGGGCUACAAAACCGUCAUUGUCAUUCCCAAGACACAAAGUCAGGAGAAGAAGGACAUGCUGUUGAUCGCGGGCGCGGAGCUGGUCCAGGUCCCGGCUGUACCCUACAAGAACCCCAACAACUACGUCAAAUACUCGGGCAGGCUCGCAGAGCACCUCGCAAAGACGAACCCCGGGGGGGCAAUCUGGGCGAAUCAGUUCGACAACAAGGCCAACAGACAAGCCCACUAUGAGACAACAGGCCCCGAGAUCUGGGCGCAAACUGAGGGAAAGGUUGACGGCUUUGUGUGCGCGAUUGGAACUGGCGGCACGUUGGCGGGGACUGGCAAAUACUUGAAGGAGAAGAACCCCAACAUCCGGAUCGGAAUGGCGGAUCCGAUGGGGGCGUCCAUGUUCAACUACUACGCCAAUGGAGAGCUCAAGUCCGAGGGGACGUCGUUGACGGAGGGCAUCGGGCAGGGCCGAGUGACGGGCAACCUGGAGGGCUGGGGACAGCCGACGCGGGAAGGCGGCGUCGUCGACUUCUGGUGCCAGGUUCCGGACGAGGAGGCGUUGCCGCUCAUCUACGACUUGCUCAAGGAGGAGGGCCUUGUCAUGGGCGGCUCCACGGGCAUCAACAUCGGGGGCGCCAUCAAGCUGGCCAAGGAGCUAGGCCCCGGGCACACGAUUGUGACGAUCCUGUGCGACUAUGGGACGCGGUACCAGGGCAAGAUCUACAACGUCGACUUCCUCAAGUCGAAGAACCUGCCCUACCCAGAGUGGCUUGACACCUCUACGAAGACGUCACAAGUGCCCAGCGUGUUUGUAGACCCAGAGGCCGUUUGAGUUUUAGAGAGAUAGUCAGAGGCUUCGUAGCAUAAACGCCAGAACGAGUUGGAGAAGGUGCAUCCUUCUCUGGACAACUGUGUAGUUAGAUUCAAGAGUUUUCCGUCUGAGGGGUUAGGCGACGGGGUCAGGUGCCAGAAAAGACGCUUUGGCCGUAGCUGCGCACUCGGCUCAGUGCAUGAGAGGCCUGUCAAGUCUUGUACAGCCAUGAAACUGCAUAUGCAGUCCGACAUGC
Messenger RNA from Klebsormidium nitens, 1642 nucleotides. The record is from the annotation of a GenBank genome assembly. Lineage: Eukaryota; Viridiplantae; Streptophyta; Klebsormidiophyceae; Klebsormidiales; Klebsormidiaceae.